CUCAAUCAAUAGACCUAUCCUAAGCAUUUUACAUAAUUUCUAAGCAAAUGUAAGCCAAAUGUGAAUAUUACACGAUUUUAAAUUAUUUAAAUUUGUGGAAAAUUGUUUUUUUUUUCUUUUUCUCUGAUGUUUUCAAUGACAAAUGUGAGUGGUGCCCUCUUUAAGAUGCUACUAACAUGUUGCAUGAGCAAUUGUUUUGGUGUCGAUAUUUUCAAAUUUAUUCUUAUUAAACAUGUUUAAAUCAAAAUGCAUCAAUGUUUUUUUUUUUCAUUAGAAGAACGUAAUAUUGACAAUUUUUCUGUUCAAAAUCGCAGAAUAAUGACUUACACGAUGGAAAAGGUAGAUUUCGAUGAAGUUCUCAAUGAUGAUAAUCGCAAUGGCAGAGUACAAGACCACAUAUUCGGUUGUUGAUGUGAUAAAAUGUGCACAAACGAAGUGACCCGAAAAAAAUUGAAAACAAUUCUUUUGAUUAUUCCAAAAGAUUGGAUGUAUAGUGUGUAGGACGCCAUCUAUUAUCCGAUGAGAAAUGUACGAGUGACGGGUGCGUGAUGCGAACAAAUCGGUUUUCGGCUUGUCAAUUGUCGCCGUAUGCUUUAAUCGCGUCAAUGCAUAUAUGCGAUAUUAACGAAUACCAUACAAACAGUGGUUAUUUUUUCUCUCUCUCAGUGUCCCAUUUUCCGGCAAAACAGAAAAAUGUCUUUACCGACCGAAGAUGUUGUUCUGUAUUCCAUCAUUGCAUUUAUUGUGGUAGAAAAUUUCAUUGAAAUUUAUUUAUCACGACGUCAAGUUAAGGUAUAUAAAGAAUCGAAGAAUGUUCCAGCCGAAUUGAAGGAUGUGAUAAAAUCGGAUACGUUUGAGAAGGCUCGUGUAUAUGGAUUGGAUAAGGGGCAGUUUGCCAUCUUUAAGGCUAUCAUUACCGAUGUACUGAUUGUAUCGUUGGAAUUCUACUUCGGUUUUCUGAGCCUUGUAUGGCAUAAAUCUCGUGUUUUUGCGCGACGCUUCAAUUGGGACGACCAAAAUGAGAUUUAUAUCAGUUGCAUUUUCAUGAUCAUACUGAAUUCAAUUCAAAUUCUGAAAGAAUUACCAUUCAAAAUCUAUGGCAUCUUUGUGCUGGAAGAGAAGCAUGGUUUCAAUAAGCAGACGCCAAUAUUCUUUGUCAAAGAUCAGAUUAAAGGUUUUGUCGUCGGUCAGCUGAUUUCAAUGCCAAUUUCGUGUGCAGUCAUCUACAUUGUUCAACGUGGCGGUGACUUUUUCUUUGUCUGGCUUUGGCUGUUCACCGGAAUAUUGACACUGGUUUUGAUGACAUUGUAUCCCGUAUUCAUCGCACCAUUAUUCGAUAAAUAUAGUCCACUCGAAGUUGGACCAUUGCGUACAUCGAUCGAAGAGCUGGCCGCCAAGCUAAAAUUCCCACUUAAACAACUGUAUGUGGUUGAAGGAUCCAAACGGUCGGCGCAUUCAAAUGCCUAUUUCUACGGGCUAUGGGGCUCAAAACGAAUCGUUCUAUUCGAUACGUUGCUUUUCAAUAAGGGAAAAUCACAAUCAAGUGAAGCAGAGAAGAAAGACGACGAUGCAACCGAAACUAAGACUGAAGAUGAACAUUCCAAAGAGAGAGAAACCUCGGUAGAGAAAAAAACGGAAAGCGACGAUAAGAAGAAGGAGAAUGAAAAUCAAGAGGUUGGCAAAGGUUGCAAAGACGAAGAAGUGUUGGCUGUUUUAGCUCAUGAGCUUGGCCAUUGGAAGUUAGGGCAUGUAACGAAAAACAUCGUUUUCAUGCAAUUUCAUUUAUUGUUGAUGUUCGCAACAUUCGCCUAUCUAUUUAAAUACGAUCCAUUAUAUCAAGCGGUCGGUUUUCGUGCCGGUGAACGACCUGUACUAGUCGGUUUAUUGCUGAUCGUUUCCUACGUGCUCGGUCCAUACAAUGCGCUGAUUAAUUUCUUCAUGACAAUUGUUUCGCGAACAUUUGAAUAUCAAGCCGAUGCAUUCGCAAAAGAACUUGGCUACAGCAAGGAACUGGCCAAAGCGCUCAUUAAACUGAAUACUGAUAAUCUGGGCUUUCCGGUUUACGAUUGGAUGUACUCUGCAUGGAAUCACUCGCAUCCUACGCUAUUGCAACGUCUUGAUCGAUUGAAAGAGACAUCCACCAGCGACGAAACAAAAAAAUCUAAUUAAUUUCGUACCUAAUAGUUUGACUUAAUUUAAUUUUAAUCGAAUUUGAAGCGCGAUGAAUUUAAGCAACAACAACAACAACAAUCUAUUUAUCUGUUUUUUUUUUGCAAUAGAAAACUGUAUGAAUAUUUCAUUUCGAAUUGAAUACACUUGCUUGAAAACUGGAAAAACGCAUUUACAACUUAUUAUUAUAGCACAAAUAAAAAAUAAACCAACAAAUGUGAAAA
Molecule: messenger RNA, 2393 nt
Organism: Sitodiplosis mosellana (orange wheat blossom midge)
Lineage: Eukaryota; Metazoa; Arthropoda; Insecta; Diptera; Cecidomyiidae
Product: CAAX prenyl protease 1 homolog
Exons: 3
Coding region: 694-2169 (491 amino acids)
Biological process (GO): CAAX-box protein processing
Cellular component (GO): endoplasmic reticulum membrane
Molecular function (GO): metalloendopeptidase activity
Source: RefSeq, a predicted model, not a curated record